This is a messenger RNA of Penicillium brevicompactum, 312 nucleotides long. RefSeq lists its product as uncharacterized. The transcript has a single exon. NCBI's taxonomy places the organism in Eukaryota, Fungi, Ascomycota, Eurotiomycetes, Eurotiales, Aspergillaceae. The record is from RefSeq and is a predicted model, not a curated record. The coding region runs from base 1 to 312 and encodes 103 amino acids.
AUGCCUGACAUUGGAGUAAUAGGGAAGGAAAUCCACCACCGCGUUGCUGCACUGGUUGUCGUGUCUGACCAGAGCGACCACAUGUGCUAUCCAGUCCUCUUCGUCUGUGCGGAGCCAACGCAUGCCCAUUUAGCCGCCGAGGCGUGGCUAAACAUGCGGCCCACACAGCCCGAAGUCCAAGCCGCCCCCGCAAACGAGCUGGGCUUUGAGCCCCCUGAAAAUACACAAAUCAUUAAAAGUCUCAAAUUCGUUCUUCAUUUUGUUUCGGUGGGCUUCAUGACAUUCAAAUCCAUUGCAAUUUGCCACAAGUAG